AUGUCGUAUCGUGUUGUUUUUCACGAUUGCAAUUCGCCGUUGCAAGUGGAAGAUAAGGAGUUACCGCCUAUCCACGAAGGAGAGGUGCUUGCUAAGAUUAAACUAGCUACAAUAUGUGGAUCGGAUUUACACACAAUAGCAGGAAAACGAUGGACGGCGACUCCAAGUGUGUUGGGGCAUGAAGCUGUAGUUGAAGUUGUACAUAGCAGGAGAGAUGGAUUAAAGCCAGGAGAUUGCAUCACUUUCAGUGUUAUUGAUUGUUGUAAGGAAUGUGACAGAUGUUCACGAGGCUUGGAGCAGAAAUGUAGAAAACUUUUCAAGUAUGGUCACUCUGCUAUGACCAACAUGCAAGGAUGGAGUGGAUGCUAUGCUUCUCACAUUGUGCUUCACCAAGGAACAUUCUGUGUGCAAAUUCCUGGCCACAUACCGGAUUCUAUUGCUGCUCCUAUUAAUUGUGCAGUGGCAACAGUUGUGAAUGCUGUGUCACAGUUACCUAGUUGUGCAGGAAAGAACUGCAAGGUGCCAAGGUCAGUUCUGAUCCAGGGAGCAGGUAUGCUUGGCUUAUAUUCCUGUGCUUUACUGAAAGAGAGAGGUUAUCAGAGUGUGUACUGUACUGACUUCAAUGAAGAAAGGCUAAAGCUAUCAUUGCUGUUUGGAGGGACUCCACUAACAACAGGCUCCACUGAAUUUGAACACAUUAUAGCUGGACAGUCCUUUGAUGCUGUAAUUGAGGUCUGCGGUGUAAUCAGUGCUAUUCCAGAUGGUGUAAGGGCACUUCGACCAGGAGGAACGUAUCUGCUGGUUGGUUUGGUCCAUCCUGAUUCACAACUACCAAUCACAGCGGAACAGAUCAUUAAGAAGUGCCUGACUAUCAAAGGUAUCCAUAACUACUCGGCAGAGCAUCUACACUCUGCUGUCAAGUUCAUUUCAGAAACUGUUUCCAAGUACCCAUAUGGAAUGCUGAUCAGCCCAUCUUUUUCCCUCAGAGAGUUACCAGAAGCAAUCAAGGCUGCACAAUCACAGCAAUACUUGAGAGUGCAUGGCCAGACACAGCAGAGUGGAAUAUAACGUUCGGUCAUCAGUCAUUGACCGACCAUCUGGUGUUCAUAAAGCUUAAUAGCUUUGUAUGGAUGGUAGGGUAUCAAUGAGUGACACAAAAGUCCAGACAACUGAUGGAAGCAGCAGACAAGAUCUAGAGAUGAUGAUCUCCAGAUGUGCAUUUUAUUCUGCAAGAAUCAGGAACACCUGCCGAAGUCAUUAUCACCGUUUCGUGAUCAUUUCGAGUGAUGGUGUAGAUUAAUGCAUGACCUACUUGUGAAAGAAGGACUCUCGGAUGUGUGGUAUGGUGGAAAGGUAAUCUAUGGUUCAUUGUAAUUAACUACAUCUUACAUGCACCACUACUACUCUGUUAGUUGUGUUCUCUAGAUGCUGAUGCUGAUACAGUUUGUGGCACCACAAGUUCCAUUGGCUCUUCUCGCAUCUUUUUCUUCCGAUCUACCACAGCCAAACAAAUCCAAGAAAUUUGCUCACAAAGACAGCCUUUCUUACUAGACUGACCUUUGACUGGUGGUUCCAGUAGAUGAGUACUCCUCUCGACCUCCUUGACAUCGUCUUCCUUAGACAGUCGCUUUGCUUCCUUCAAGCUAAUGCACAGCAACAGUCACUAUGAAACAGUUUCACAGUUUGUAGAUCAACUGCAUGAACCGAUUCUUUAUGAAAUGAUUCUGCCUUUUUGUCUUAAUGUCUUCAAUACGUGUCAUUGCCUUUUCUAACAAAGUCAAUUUAUUAUACUGUAUGUAUGUGACAAAUCAAAGCAUAGAAGCAGUGGA
Molecule: messenger RNA, 1829 nt
Organism: Corticium candelabrum
Lineage: Eukaryota; Metazoa; Porifera; Homoscleromorpha; Homosclerophorida; Plakinidae
Product: L-threonine 3-dehydrogenase-like
Exons: 9
Coding region: 1-1068 (355 amino acids)
Source: RefSeq, a predicted model, not a curated record